Messenger RNA from Galleria mellonella (greater wax moth), 5647 nucleotides. RefSeq names its product phosphopantothenate--cysteine ligase (gene Ppcs). Gene Ontology annotation, cellular component: nucleus; cytoplasm. The transcript has 7 exons. Lineage: Eukaryota; Metazoa; Arthropoda; Insecta; Lepidoptera; Pyralidae. Gene Ontology annotation, biological process: coenzyme A biosynthetic process. The coding region runs from base 252 to 1274 and encodes 340 amino acids. The record is from RefSeq and is a predicted model, not a curated record. Gene Ontology annotation, molecular function: phosphopantothenate--cysteine ligase activity.
GUUUCAAAGGUUAUUCUUGCCGGUCGCUUAAGCGUACUGUGAUGAAAUGUAUUUCUUUUAAUGAUAAUACCUUUAAUUCCUAUUAAUAGAGAUACUAAAUGUUUAAUGUAAUUAAUAUUAAAUGUAUGUUUUUUUUUUUAUUAAUGAUAAAUAUAUUUAAAAUUGUGACUGACAAGGUUUAAAUGUAACCAUUCAACAAGUGAACAAUUGUAGUACAAUUUGAUUAUUAAGUGGGGAACUGCGCUACCAUAAUGGCGAGCGGUUCCUGGGAGGAGUUCUUCGCUGUCCAUCUCCCGCCUACUGACUUUGAAGACAACCGCACACUACUCAAAGAGUUCUGUGAACGUCAUGACAAAUAUGGAAAUAAAAUAGUGCUUGUAACUUCGGGUGGUACUACAGUCCCCCUUGAACACAACACAGUCCGUUUCGUUGACAACUUCAGUGCUGGCACACGUGGUUCAGCAUCAGCCGAGUACUUCUUGGAACAUGGCUAUGCAGUGAUCUUCAUGCAUCGCCAGAAAUCCCUCGAACCAUUCACCAGACACUUCAGUGGACAGAAACUGCUUGAUAUGUUGGAGAUACAGGAGCGAGGACCUAAUACUACCAUCACUGUGCGGCCGGACAGCGUGGACGUGCUGGCGCCGGUGCUGGUGCGGUACAAGGCGGCGCUGGCGGCGGGCGCGGUGCUGCAGGUGGCGUUCACGUCCGUGUCCGAGUACUUCUGGCUGCUGCGCGCCGCCUGCGAGUGCCUGGCGCGCCUCGGCCCGCGCGCGCUGCUCUACCUCGCCGCCGCCGUCUCCGACUUCUACAUCCCCAAGGACCGCGUGCCGACCCACAAAAUGCAAUCUGAGAGCGGCGCGCCCGUGAUCCAGCUGCAGCUGGUACCGAAAAUGCUGGCGCCGCUCGUCAACCUGUGGGUGCCGGCUGCCUACGUCGUCUCCUUCAAGCUGGAGACCGAUGAAAGUUUGCUCAUACCCAAGGCGAGGGCUGCCUUGGAAAAAUAUAAACAUAAGAUGGUCGUUGCAAAUAUGCUGCAGAGCAGGCAUCAUCGAGUGAUCCUGGUAUCCCCUGAGGCCAGUCAGGAGAUAGUCCUGACAAGGGAGGACAUACAUGCAGGCGUGGACAUAGAGUCGGCGAUAGUGAGCGAGAUCGUGCGGCUGCACGCGGAGCACCUGGCGGGCGGCGGCGCGGGCGCGGCGCUGCCGGCGGGCGCGGGCGCCGCCGCCGCCGCCGCCGCCGCCGCCGCCGGCUGGCCGCCGCGCUCGCCGCGCUGAUCCUCGCGCGUCCGCCGCCGCCUCUACCUCACGCCCGAGUAGGCGGCGCGCACGGACGCCACGCUGUUCCUAUCGUAAGCUCACUAUGGACUUUCAAUAUAUUCACUCAUGUUUACGUCUAUAUAAAGGUCAGUGCACACCGACGAAGUAAUGGCGAAAAUGCAAAUACAACGGUGAAAAAAAAUGGGAAUUCAAUAUGGCUUAUAUACGACGGAUAAGUACAUAGUUUUAUUUGAUGCCAGAACGAAAGCCGAAUUUGAAAAUAAUCUUACAGGACGCAAAUGCUUGAAUUGUUUAUCCAACAUGUAAAAGAUAGGAAAUUCAAUAUGGAGAUGGAUAAACACACAGUUGGUGAUUUUAUUUGGUGCCAGAAAGGAAGUCGAACUAUAGAAUAAUAGUGUCUAAAUUAAAAAAAAAAAUAACCUUUGGCAAUACAGGUAUAAAAGUUACUAAAAACGUUUAACAAUAUGAAAGUCGACUUCUACUUAAGUUUAUGUCCGAAAUGGAUAAAACAUAUUAAUCAGCAGCGAUGCGCACGAAAGUCGCGACAGCGUAACGAGAACUGCGCAUCGUUCAGUGUGCCUUGUAAGGAAAGGAUCACAGCUCUUCGCCGCUAUUCCGUUGGUCUGCACUGGCCCUAACUGCGCAAGGAUCGUUUGGUACAAGUCAGAACUAUUCGAUACUUUGUUAAGCGCACUAGUGUUGUGUACAGUCGGCCUAUAAAAUCAUUGUACAUCAACUUUUUUAUAUUACACGAUUUUAUAUUGUAUAGGAGUAAAUUUUAAAUAUCUUGUAGGCCGAAUGUCUCUGACAUAAGCUGAUAAACUGUACAAUUUUAACAAAAUAUCAUCUCGUAUAAUAUACAUUUUUAUUUAUUUCCUUAUAGAAAAUAUCGCUAUCCAAAAUUAGUUUUUUUUUUUUUAUAAUCAAUAAUUCUCUUUAAAACGUAACUCUGUUUUGGACAUACCGUUCAAGACAGUAGAACGCUUAAACCAUUGUGGUACUCAGUUUUCUAUAUUUAAAUGAUAAUUAUCUAAUAAAUUGAUAUUAGAAAAGACUCGAGGAUCAUACAAAGACAAAUCUUUGACGAUCUUUUAAAUGUUUGUAUUGAAAACAAUCUGUAUUAACGUCGACUGUACGUAAGGGAUGCCCGAGUAGUUAUUUAAAAUACAUGUAUAUACUAUCUAUAUAUUACAAUGCAUAAGUAACUAUCAAUCGUGUGCCCCAUUAUUAUAUUAUUACUACCAUGUAUUAUAUAUUGGGUGUUGUGUAAAUCUGUUGUAUGCGGUUCUACCAAACAAUAAUUCACAUUUAUUUAAUUAAACUAUAGUUUGUUACAAUAUAACUUAUUGAUAAUGUAAAUAAACAAAAAAGAUAUUGAUUCGACCAUAAAACAGUCUGUUAAUAUCCAAUAGUAGCUCCCUACCAAGGUUUUCCCUAGGCUCUACAGUAUGGGGUUCUUCAAAUAGGGUGUGUUAAGGUUUCUUCAGGGUCGGCAACGUACACGUGACACCCCUAGUGUUGCAGGCGUCUAUAGGCUACAGCGACCGCUUACCAUCAGACAGGCUGUAUGCUUGUUUGCCGACUAAGUGGUAUAAAAAAACUACAAAUGUAUUAACAAAUUAAUAGUUAAUUGUUUCUAUUUGUUUGCUCUUUUCAUUUAGAGUUUUUUUUUUUGUUUGAAAAAGCUUGUUUACUUUUUCAUUAAGUUUCAUUGAAACAGACUAAUAGAUAUUGUCAAAAAAUACAAAAGUAAUGGCAUAUUAUUGUAUGUGACUUUUCUUUUUAUACAACUUAGAAUGGCAAACAAGCUGACGGCCCACCUGAUGGAAAGUGGUAACCGUCGCCUAUAGACAUGAGCAGUACCAUGGACAUAACAGAGUAUACUGUUACGCCCAUGAUACCCUCCAUGCGUUGCCAAUAUUCUUUGUAAUAGUAUAAUUUAUAUUAUACUAUUCAUGUACAUGAGGUUACUUAAGAAUUCAAUAAUUAAAAAAUAUUUAUCAUUCCUGGUUUUUUUUUUGAUGGGUGUAAGUGGUAUGGUAACCCCGCCUGCGCUAACGGGAUACGCUGGCGGAGCACCAGUGAAAGGUGAUAGAUGAGAAUGAAAACAGGCCAGUUAGCCCAUCAUGAUGAAUUCAUCAGGAAUUAACCAUGAUAGUUUCCUGGGAGAACCGCGAGUAGGUCGACCUGGUUGGGUAUAUUGCUAGCAAUGGGAUUAUCAGUCUCCAUUACUAACAAUCCCUUUCCCCUCUACCUCAUUCCUGGUUGGGAUAUGAGCAUAUCCCAGAUAUAAGACUAUUUACAAUUGGCGAUAUAACAAUUUACUUUAGCCCCCAACUUCGUCUGUAUUAAAUGUUAAUUAACUCACAGGAACAAAUAGGAUAUUGUCUGUCUGUGUGCCAAAUUAUAUCCAAUUGUUUUCAUCUAUUUAUAUUUUACGGUCUCUUACAAAAGAACUUAAUGGGAAUGUAAAUAAAGUAAUCAUUGACCUGACCAUAAUACAGUAUGUUAAUGUCCAAUAAUAAUUCGAAUAAUCAUUUUUUUUUUAUACAAUUUAGAAUGGCAAACAAGCUGACGGCCCACCUGAUGUAAAGUGGUAACCGUCGCCUAUACACAUGAGCAGUACCAUGGACAUAACAGAAUAUACUCUUUCGCCCAUGAUACCCCCCAUGCGUUGCCAUUCCUGAGCACUCAGAUGUUCUUCCUCCGUACCCAGUAAAUUCACGUCAUAUCCCACCCUUCAAACCGAAACACAGCCAUGUAAACACAACUACUUCACGGUUGAAACACGAAUGGGACAGAGGUACCUAAGCAAUCGACUUUUGUACAAAGUCUCCCUCUGAUAUCUAUAUAUUCUCUCUAUAUUAAUGGCGACAAUAAAAGUCAUCGCCCAUUUCGAUAUCGUCUGUAUCAGUCGGUAGUAUCAAUAUUUAUUUCGAUCAGGUUUUGCAUUUCAAUAUUAUCAAUUCAAUAUAUCCGUUAUUGCGCCAAUAUAUCCCCUUCUUUGCAUGAUUAAUGUGAUAUAAUUCAUGUUCAAAAUUAAAGGAAAAAUGGUUAAAAAAUUAAAUUUUACAGCUUUUUUUUUUUCUGCAAUACACAUUAAAAAGGUGUUCAGACACGAUCAACUUAAAGUGAACUUGUUCUUUUAUAUAAUUUUUGGGCAUUCAAUGUUAUGAUGGAAAUUUCCACCAGUACGCAAAGAAGGUAUAUAGAUAAUGUAACUAUAAUAUGUAAAUAUUACAAUAUGUUACCCAUCCCUAUUUUUCAUUAAGUUCUAUUGAAAGAGAUUUAAGAUAUGAAAUUGAAUAUUAUAAAUGAAUCUCGCUAUCGGUUUGUAAUGGAGCUUCAAUAAAAGACCGUAAUAUCACAGUGUAAAGAACAAGCAGUGGUCCAACGCAGUAUCCCGAACGAUUAUAUGACAUUCGGGAUGUAUUGCUCUGUUUAGACGUAUUUAUUGGAUGACUGGUAGGAAAGAGUAUAAAGGUAAUAUGGAUGUAAAAACAGUUUACUGAUCUCUCAAUUUAGUAAUAAAUCAGUCGACUACAUUUAUAUUGACUGUACAGUAGAAUCUCGAUUAUCCGAAUAUUCGAUUAUCCGGACUUAUACUUCACAGCUCUAAUUAUCGAUUUAGAAAUGCUAUUAUUUAUUGGAUAGAUAGGUAUUAUGUAAACCAUUAUCUUUAUAGCUCGUAAUUUUUUACAUAUAUAAAACCCUUUACAUAAUAAAAAAAAUAAUAAUUAUAUAUUGUUUGAUUCGAUUUUGAUAUCGAUUAUCCGGAUUUUCGAUUAUACGGAAUAAUCCGGGUUUUAUUUGUUUCGGAUAAUCGAGAUUCUACUGUAUGUAAUUGUUGUAAAAAUUAUUUAUCGUAUACCUAUGUGUGUCUUAAUAUUCUCGAAUUAUCUUAAUAAGGACCAUGGCUAGUUACAACUUCUAUUGUACUGUUCAGUUCAUAAUAAUAUAGGAUAUUUCCAAAAAUAACCCCUCAUAAAAUAAGACAGGGUUACCACUAAAAAGUUAAACUUGCCAUAGACAAGUGCUCGAUACAUCUUUAGACGUCUUACUACAAAAGAGUCUUACUGUUUAUGUCUAAACAAAACAGUUUAUUUUAAAAAUACAAAAUAAAGGUGUUUAAAAUAAUAAGUUUUAUUAUUAUAUAGAUUUUGUUUUGUUAUAAAGAUUAUAUAUAUAUAUAUAUAAUUAUAUUCGAAAAUUAUCAAUAAACAUUACAACACUGAUUAAACAUUAUUUAAGGACUUAGAUACAGUUUUGUUAAACAAUGAAAUUAGAAAUAGCCCAAACAUUGGGAUUUUCAAAACACGUCUGAAGAAUUAUUACCUCUCACAAUGCUGAUGUACGUACUUAUUAUAUUU